CGUUGGACCUCUCAUAAAUUCCAGAUGGAGACGAGUGCUUAAAUCAAGAAAUAUCAUUGGACAGGCUUUCUAGGGGCAUUCGAAGUAGAUUGUGGCGGUCCAAUUCUAGCCGGCAGCAGGUUCUAUAAAUCUGCAAUCUUCCUCUGUUGAAAUCUUUCUCGAAAUUACACCCUCGAAAGAUAUAGUUUCAAGCAUGACCGCGAUGAUGAAGAAUUAUCUUCACUUCACUGCUGGAGACACGCUACUCUUCCAGACGUGGCAUCCAAAUUCAUCCGGGGCCAUAGCAGGCGCAUGCAUUGGUCUCGUACUCGUCGGUCUUCUCGAGCGUUGGCUAUCUGCUACUCGUGCUGGAUUGGAAUCUUAUUGGACUCUGGCGCUGACCUCGCACGAUGCUUCGGAAGAGAAAUGCUGCGAAGAUGAUACUGCGAGUGAGAAAUCUGGAUCUGCUGUUGGUCGGAAGAUAACACGCAGUGUUCCCCCGUUCAUCGCUGCUCAUGAUGUUUCGAGGGGCACUAUCUAUGCAGUUCAAGCGUUGCUGGGAUACAUUCUCAUGUUGGCUGCCAUGACCUUUGAAGCAGCGUAUGUGAUAUCGAUCAUAUUGGCCUUGGGAAUUGGGGAGAUUCUGUUCGGAAGGAUGAACCGUCGCAACGCAUUGCAUUAAAGGAUCACCCCCUACUGUUUACAGUUCAGGGUCUAUGUAUGCUGCAGGUAGUGCUGCCGUGCUACAUAGUACAAAGGGGCAAUCACCAAA
This is a messenger RNA of Lentinula edodes (shiitake mushroom), 751 nucleotides long. Its product is annotated as Ctr copper transporter. Bases 194 to 661 code for a protein of 155 amino acids. Gene Ontology annotation, molecular function: copper ion transmembrane transporter activity. Lineage: Eukaryota; Fungi; Basidiomycota; Agaricomycetes; Agaricales; Omphalotaceae. The record is from RefSeq and is a predicted model, not a curated record. Gene Ontology annotation, biological process: copper ion transmembrane transport; intracellular copper ion homeostasis. Gene Ontology annotation, cellular component: plasma membrane. The transcript has 5 exons.